UUGAUCGUCGUGGAUACUCCGCCAAGCCCCGCUGUCUUCAGAAGACAGUUAAUUCUUACAGAUGAUCCUGUCUCUCCUCUCUCCUCGUACAGGCGAGCAGAAAAAAUGCGACUCCGAGGGCACCACUGUUGUUUACGGUGAAACGCGCCGUACUUUAUUUGGGAACACAUCUCCCUAAACUACAAAAAGGAUUAAAGCGUUACAAGGAGAGCUAGUCGAAGUGGACAGACGGAACCAGACCAGGAUCGAGAGACAACCUUCCUGAAGUCCACUCGAUGUCCUGUCUCUUGUGACUGCACUUUGAUGUGGCCCACGUGACACUCCGGAUAGCAGCGAGCUCUUCCACAUUGAAAACCUUUAUUGCACAGUAAGAAAUAACUAUUUAAAAUAAUACCGGAUGAAAAAAGUACUCCAGUGAGAUUUAUCUACCACUCUGACGACGGCAUGAUUGAAGUUCUUCUCGGGCAGGUGUGACCUGUAUGCUUCUCAGCUAUUCAUAGAUAGGCCUAUAGUAGAUACUUUAUGUGACACGACAGCACCUUACAGUUCUUAUAUUCGUAUGCAUGGCUGUCAAUGUACUUUUCUGUUAUAUGACACAUGGAAACUCAACAAUGUUAACGUGAAGAGUUUGGAAGAGUCCUUGUGCCAAAUAUUCGCGCCUUCAGCAUGUCUACACUUCGCGCAUUUAGGUAAAUCCAAGGGGGACGGGACGGGGACGAUGCGUGUGUGUUGAAUUGCUUCUAAUAAUCUAACCCUAACUGUAGGCCUACCCAUCCGGAAGUACCGCCGCUUCAUGCUUCUUUCUCAGCAUUUCCAAAAGUGUCCAUAUAGGCAAGCCUUUACGCGUUGACGUGUAGUUUGGGAAGGAUAGAAAGUGUGAGUCAGCACCGCAUGAAUUGUUGGCCUUGUUCAGCGGUUCCUCUUGGGGCAUAACGUGGAGGCAAAACACGGCUACAUGUUUUUGGAAGAACAAGAGCAAAGCCAAACCAGUUUAAUUGGAUGAAUUACCUAUUUUCUUUUCAGAGAUUACGAGGGGACGGUGGGCAAGAGCAAUGCAUGUCAGUUUCCAGUCCAACAUUUUUCAGGCAAAUGAUGACUGCAGUGUGGAUGCAUAAUUCCAUCUAAAUAAUAGUUUAAAUAGGUAUUGGUAGUGUAGCCUAAUAUUUGUAAGAUCGUUGUGAAAUGGUAUUUGUUUGUCUACUAUGUCAGACGUGAUACAAAGAAGAUAUUGAUUUUACAUCAUUUAUUAAUUGAUUUGGCUGUUUUGAUUUCUGUGGUACACUUUCCAGAGAAAUGUGUUGUUAUUCAUGGACGCCCACUCACUCACUCACUUACAUUCUCUCUCUAACUCACUCACUGAAUUGUUUUGAAACACUGAUUUAAUAGAUGUGUAGAUGCAACAGGAUUACCCCCUGUCUCCUGCUCUAGCUGUUGGGCAAUGCUCAAAAGAACAUAAAACUUAAGAUUUCUAACUUUAGAAAAUCAUUAGAUGUUUAGGAACUAAAAAAUAAUAAGACAAAACAGGGAGGCAUUCAGAGCAAAUAAUCAAGACAAUAAAUAUUAUGUUCAAAGGGCUUGGGUCGGCAGAGAAGAACAUCUUAAAAAUAAUCGUUCUUUAAAGUAUGGCAUUGUGGUGAAAAAAGAGCAUAAUUAACAGAUUCAUGGUUCGACAUAGAGGCAUUGAAGUCUAUGAAUAGGAAAAUUAAAGGGGACAUAUCUGUGGUUCUCAGGUGGAAAGACAAAGUAAAUAGUUUCACAAACUUUUCGUCGGUUUUUAGAGACAUAGGGGUUGUUGUAUGGGAAGGAGUUUUAGCUUUGAUGGUCAAGGCUUCACUUUGUAGAUUAAAAUUCUUAUAAAGGACGGGAGGGAAAAUUAUUCAUGUAUGUAUCUUAUAUACAUACGUAAGAUACAUACACGUACUGGUUGACGUAUUGCGAUAUCGUCAUGUUGACCAACAGAUGGUUAAAACAAAUAACAAUUAAAAUGUAGACCAGAUACCUCCGAUUUUAUAGGCAAUUAGAAUCAACUAUAUUCUCUUCUGUUCGGCCCAUCCUGUAGAACUCACCACAACGUUAAACUCAUACAUUAAUCCACACAAUGAUAAAAUUGGCAUGUCGCAAUAUUAACAGAAUUGCAGUAUUUAAAGGCAUGCUACUUUAUGGAUGUUGUUAUAUAGGUGUGAGUGGGCCCCUAAUACAGUAUUUGAAAACGUUCAAGAAAUUCAGCCUUAGUGCAGAAUUACAGCCACUACGAGCCAGUCCCACAAUGAGCACAACCGUGCCGUUUUUUAGAGGUGGGUCAAGGUGGAGGGUGGGGGUGUGGCCCUGAGCAGCUUUGCGGCCACGGUACUAUGCGCUAGCGUUUACAGUGGAUGUAUCACAAUGGCUCCAAUUCAUAAUAUCAUCCGGAGGCGCACACAUAUUUUGGCCGUAAAUAUUCUAGAACACUCUGGGUGCUCCUGCGGGAGUCCUGGAGCUCUAUAUCUAAAUAAUAUAAUAUGAAAAAAUAGAAAUCUAUAUAAAAUAAUAUAUAUUUCACGUCCAAAAGCUGUGUGCGCCUCCGGAUGAUAUUAUGAACCUCAAACGACUGCGUCGGGUUCUCCGACGACUCUGGUUCUUCCACUUCCACGUCAAUCUGAGCAGCGACAUGGAGGAGAAAGGGAUUGUUGCCCGCGAUUGUCUCCCGCCGGAGCCCCACUGCCGGGGCACCGGCGUUGGAGCACCAGCGCCCCAGGGCACCACCGCCGCGGGGCUCCACUGCUGCCGCCCAGCACUGCCAUGGGGCUCCACCGCCACCACCCGGCAGCGGAGCUCAGGCGGGAGACAAUCACGGGCAACAAUCCCGGGCAACAAUCACAAUCACACCUCCAUGUCGCGGUUCAAUCUGGACUUCAGGGAGUCAAAGCCAAAGUUCCUUUCCCCCAAUUCCUUCUCAACCAUGGCCGAGAUAACCCCUACUAGAGAGGCCCGACGCAGUCUUUUCACCGAAUUGUAGCUUUACGCACCUUAUGUUGCAUGUUAUGCGCCAUAACACCAACAGCAGAAUGGUUAUCCAAAUAUCAAAGAAGUAUACUACACUUGCAUUACAGUGUGUGUAUAUUUCGACACACACACACGUGGCGCUCACACAGUCGCUAGCUACUGGGGGACCAUAGGCAGGCUAGAGGAACUCGUGUUAAUGUUAGAAAACCUCAUGAAGUGACAUUUUCAAGCCAUGCAACCUUUAAGAAAUUGCACUACAUAUCGUGCCAGCAGCAAAAUUUGUGCUUCUGCGAAUUCUGAGUAGGCCAAAAACAUUCAUAUCUUUUAAAUGAUGAUCUUGGCUUACUCGGCAGAAUUAAAUUUGUAUGCUGUAUUAAUUCUGUUAAUUCAAAUUUAAAACGGCCUGCCAUAGUGUUGGUUGGCUCACACAUAUAGCAGCCCAUUUCAGAGAUCGUGAAGAGGGUCCGCAAGGAUGUAACGGGUCUGUAACCCCCUUUCAUUGCGUAAACGUGGUACCAUAAAGAGCCCUUCAGCCUGUAGCGGCCUAUAGUAGCCUGGGGCUGUUUCCCAUUGUGAAGGAAUAUGCUAAACGGCUGCCCUUUUAAGGACGCUACGUCAUAGAACGCCGACAAGCACUGUUCCAAUGUUGAGGACACUCGGAAAUUUGUGUCCUUUUCGCGUCCUUUAUUUUUGAGAAUCCCGAGAUUUUUCAGGUAUGCAAAAAUAGAUCCUCAACGAGCCAAAAUACCCACAAUCCUUUGCGUUCACACGCUGAGCGGGAUAUUUAAAAAUAGUGAGAUUUCUUUUAAAAGUUUUUGCAACGUAAUGAUAGGCUAUAUUUAUUUUGGAUUGAUUUGAUUUAAUAUGUAAGUAGGUGGUGUUUAAACAAACUACUGUCGCUAGUAACAAGUUCAACACUUAAAAUAUUUAACACCAGAGCAAUAUUUAAAAAGCGGAAGCGCUUCCACACUAGCAAGUCGUUCCAAACUCUAAACGCUACAAACACUAGGCAGCACUCUAGCCUCAUCUCCAUAGGACGCGACAAGCAAGGAAGUGUUCUAGCAAGACUGCAGCCUUCACUUUGGGAAAAAAGAGAUUCGUCUUUGGUUUUUCAGCCAUGAUACCAGUCGUAAGCAUUUGAAGAAAGCGAUAAAGAGCAAAUUAAUGGGAGCGUGUAGGUAUUUUUCGACGCAAGCUGUUGAAGCUGCAGCCCACAUCAUAUCUAUUAUCAUUGAGUGUUUCAUUCCAAAACAAUAAUAGCCCCAGGUCUGGCAGUGGGUGCUGCAGCGCUCAACUGCACCUUUGUCCUAAUUAGAAACCAACGUUCCUCAUUAGUAUAUCAUAAAGCAUCUCUUCUGGUAGGGUUCAUUUAGGCUUGGUGCAUUGGAUGUGACCUGUAGUGUAUAUCACUACACAGAGAGUCUAUCUAAAAGCUUUCCAUUCUGCUCUCUCUCGCCAACCCUUUUUCAACUAGGGCAUCAUCAUAGUUAAAGCUGGACGGUGAACACACACAGUUGGUACUACUCGUUUCAACAUGCUGGGAUUCCUGGUGUCCGUUUUGCUGAUCUUUCAUGGUUCUUUGGGUUUGGAACCAGGACGUGGACAGCCUCCCCAUGGGGAGUUAGCUGUGGAUCUGCCCUGGCACGAUGAGCUGUGCUGCAGUCUGCCCUCAGCUCACCACAAUACAGAGGGGAAUACUGCAGGCAUGGCAUCUGUUGCCGCCCCAUAUCAUGGCUCUCCAUCGCACAGAACACAGCCCCCACGGUGCCGCUACAGAGGUUUGAAGAACACGUCACAACGUGGAGAAAACAACCAGCCCACUGGGGGUCUCUGCUGGAGCAUCCUGUGUGCUGUUGAUGACGACUGGGAAAAUGUUGUUUGUGAUCUGAACUCUCGCAGCCCACAACCAGAACCCUUGGUGUUUAGCACCACGGUAAUCAGCCGGCAGCACCUGGCCCUGCCAACCGGACAGGGUGCCCACAGUGUCACAAGUGCCGAGGUCUCUAAGCCGGUUAACUGUUCCCACAUUUGUUCCAUUGCCCUUGACAACGCCAAGCGGUCCUUUGUUAUGGUAGCCACUGCUGUCCUAAAUGCCACCAUCGGCCCCGUCCUGCUCCGUGUUCCAGCCCGCCCAGUCAAACCAAGUCCUCCAGUUAAUGUGACUCACACCCAGACGGUUCAGGGACAGCUGGUUUUAUACUGGGAUCCAUCUCAGUCAGCUGCCAGCCCAGACCGCUACAAGGUGCGCUACACAUUCAACAGCACCUGGCCUGUAUGGCAGGUGGUAAAUGUGUCUGGGGAGCCCAGGGUGUUCCUGGACCUGAGCCCCAGGCUGAACUACACCUUCCAGGUCCGCUGCUCCCUACCGGGCCACCCCUAUCUCUGGAGCGCCUGGAGCCAACCUCACCAUAUCUACCUGGACAGUAAGGGCCUGUCAUCCCACUACUGCUAACUCUCACACUGUGUUCAAUCAUACUUUAUAAUAGGCAGAUACAUACAUACAUGCAUUGGUACUUUUCUCAUCACCGAGGGGAAAUUAAAGCUUUACAAUAGCUCACAUCAUCAAACACAAUAUUGAUAAUAUUAAUAUUGUUAUUGACAAUAGAAUAAAAAAUAAAAAAAAUCGAUUGUUUUUCAUUAUAUAUUUUAAUUGAUUAUCGAUUUAUUUAGGUCUUGACAAAUAUAAAAGCACCUUCAAUCCGCUGCUGGCAUUACAAGCAUUGGACUUCUAAACUGCUAAUCACACAGUUUACGCAUCGAUUGUGGUAUAUUCAAUCAUUCAUCAGCUUAUUUAUGUUAGACCAAAGGUCACUUCACUUCCAAGCUAUAAAUCUGGCCCUAACACACACACACACACACACACACACACACACACACACACACACACACACACACACACACACACACACACACACACACACACACACACUUACAUGGGCUGCAAUC
Gadus chalcogrammus (walleye pollock) is the source of this 5928-nucleotide messenger RNA. RefSeq names its product leptin receptor-like. Gene Ontology annotation, biological process: cytokine-mediated signaling pathway; immunoglobulin mediated immune response. Lineage: Eukaryota; Metazoa; Chordata; Actinopteri; Gadiformes; Gadidae. The record is from RefSeq and is a predicted model, not a curated record. Gene Ontology annotation, cellular component: external side of plasma membrane. Gene Ontology annotation, molecular function: protein binding; cytokine receptor activity. The transcript is spliced from 7 exons. The coding region runs from base 4517 to 5434 and encodes 305 amino acids.